Rhagoletis zephyria (snowberry fruit fly) is the source of this 559-nucleotide messenger RNA. RefSeq lists its product as uncharacterized. NCBI's taxonomy places the organism in Eukaryota, Metazoa, Arthropoda, Insecta, Diptera, Tephritidae. The record is from RefSeq and is a predicted model, not a curated record.
GAUUGUUGCUUUAUGAGUAUGCUGGGUUUCGUUUAUCUCUUUUUGAUACUCGGUUGGAUUCUGAUUGUGUUAUUCCUUAAGUGUAAAAAGUCAAUUACACCACAUUUUGCCUUCACCGAAAACUAUACGGACGCGAUUGCAGCUGAUCGUCGUCCUUCAGUUCAUAUCAUACAACUAUCACCGGAAGAAAUGGAUAACGAAGAACAAUUCAUGGACUCAUAUCAUCAACGCAGCCAGAGCGUUCGACGUCAUUCAAAUCGCUCACAACGAUCCACUCUGCCCGAUGAGCGGACCGUGGAAACAACAUAUCCAACAGAUGCAGUUGUGAAUCCAGCUUAUAUGCACGAUGAAGAGUACAUCAUUAAUGCACCACCCCCUUCGUACGAAGAAGUUAUGCGUCAACCAGAAGUAUACCCCAAAGUGCAUCACAGUACGAGUAAAGUGAGCGACGCGAAUAUCUAAGGGUUGCAUAUCCGUACUACCAUCGGGUUAAGUACUACAAGCGAGCACGUAUGAGCAUUCUGCAUACAUUUGUACAUAUGUAAAUUAACACUUUCUG